GUGGUCUUUGCAACCUGCAUGCAGUUAAUGUGUACUACUGAUUAAAAUAAGACGGUUUAGUCGCGUGAGUGUGUCGGACUUCAGUUGUAUCGCGUUAAUUCAGCAAUGUAUUUUCCGACAAUUUUAUUGAAGCUUGUCGUGGUACUUGGUGCUCUCGCGCUAGUGUUGCAGUGUUUACGGUACUGUCUGGAAAGUAAGCAGUACGUCUUCAAUAAAGAUGAUAUCGCAAAACUGGCCAAGCAAUACGCAGGAUUAGACCAUGAGCUGGCUUUUUCCAAAGUGGUGCUGGAGCUACGAAAGAAGUAUCCAGGUCACAUACUGCCAGAUGAAGACCUGAAAUGGGUUUUUGUCAAUGCUGGUGGUUGGAUGGGUUCCAUGUGUUUGCUCCAUGCGUCCCUGACUGAAUAUGUUUUGCUGUUUGGAACUGCAGUGGAUACCAGUGGCCAUUCAGGUCGAUACUGGGCUGAAAUCUCAGACACCAUUAUUUCUGGUACAUUUCGCCAGUGGAAAGAGGGAACAACAAAAAGUGAUGUUUAUUAUCCAGGUGACACUAUUGUUCAUAAACCAGGUGAAGCUACAUCUGUACAAUGGACUGCAGGAACCUGGAUGGUGGAAUAUGGCAGGGGAUUCAUCCCUUCAACUUUGGGUUUUGCACUAGCUGAUACAAUCUUUAGCACACAGGACUUUGUUACCUUAUUUUAUACACUUCAAGUUUAUAUAAAAGGAAUGUUACUAGAAGCACAUACAUAUCUUACUGAGGUUGGUGUUUUUUGAUCUUACUAAAGACAUGGAAUGGAUAAUAUUUCUUGACUUCAGCGUUUCCCACUUUUUAAAUAAUUUUUGUUAAUACUCGCUAAUUGUGAUAAACCUAGCAACUUAUGUAGACACGCCUUAAUAUUUUUUUGUAACCAUGUUUUUAAGAUUCCUAAUUCUUUAUUUAUGGAACAUGCAUUACCAUUAUAACAAUAAUUUAAAAUGGUUUGUUUCUUCAUUUUUAUUAAACAUCAGGCCUCAAUUAUAACUUUA
Messenger RNA from Erpetoichthys calabaricus (reedfish), 1026 nucleotides. It is a transcript of the gene sigmar1, whose product is annotated as sigma non-opioid intracellular receptor 1. Gene Ontology annotation, cellular component: endoplasmic reticulum. The transcript is spliced from 4 exons. The record is from RefSeq and is a predicted model, not a curated record. Lineage: Eukaryota; Metazoa; Chordata; Cladistia; Polypteriformes; Polypteridae. Bases 106 to 774 code for a protein of 222 amino acids.